Molecule: messenger RNA, 1651 nt
Organism: Triticum dicoccoides
Lineage: Eukaryota; Viridiplantae; Streptophyta; Magnoliopsida; Poales; Poaceae
Product: arogenate dehydratase/prephenate dehydratase 6, chloroplastic-like
Exons: 1
Coding region: 139-1401 (420 amino acids)
Biological process (GO): L-phenylalanine biosynthetic process
Cellular component (GO): chloroplast; cytoplasm
Molecular function (GO): arogenate dehydratase activity; prephenate dehydratase activity
Source: RefSeq, a predicted model, not a curated record
UCUCACACCAGCCGGUCAGCUUGGAGGCGAGCAUCACCGCCUGCCCCACCCACGAGCGCCACCAACCACCCACCCUGCACCGCCACCGGCCAGAGAAAGCAGAUCAACAGCCGGAGGCGAGCUCGGUAGGUAGCGGCCAUGGAGGCCGCCGCGGCCAUCCGGAGCGCGGCCGCGCCGCGGAUGCGCCUCGCCGGGAGGAGCAGCAGGGGAUCCGGCGCCGCGGCGGCGCGCGCGAUCCCGGUCAGCCGCAGCGACUGGCAGACGGCCUGCGCCAUCCUCUCCAGCACCAACGACUCCCCCACCCCGCCGGCGCCGAAGGUGAACGGCCAGAACAACAUCAACAAGCUAGCCGCGCCGGCCAUCCCCGGCUCCGAGGACGCCGUCUCCGGCCUGGAUCUGGUGCUGGCCGCGGGCGCGGGGAACCUGCCGCGCCCGCUCAGCAUCAGCGACCUGUCCCCGGCGCCGCUGCACGGCGCGCAGCUGCGGGUGGCCUACCAGGGCGUGCCGGGCGCCUACAGCGAGGCGGCGGCCGGGAAGGCGUACCCGGGGUGCGAGGCCAUCCCGUGCGACCAGUUCGAGGUGGCGUUCCAGGCGGUGGAGCUGUGGAUCGCCGACCGCGCCGUGCUCCCCGUGGAGAACUCCCUGGGCGGCAGCAUCCACCGCAACUACGACCUGCUCCUCCGGCACCGGCUCCACAUCGUGGGCGAGGUGCAGCUCCCCGUCCACCACUGCCUGCUCGCCCUCCCGGGGGUCCGGCGGGAGCUGCUGGCCCGGGUGAUCUCGCACCCGCAGGCGCUGGCGCAGUGCGAGCACACGCUGACGCGCAUGGGCCUCAACGUGGCCCGCGAGGCCUUCGACGACACAGCGGGCGCCGCGGAGCACAUCGCGGCGCACGCGCUCCGCGACACGGCCGCCAUCGCGUCGGCGCGCGCCGCGGAGCUGUACGGCCUCCAGGUCCUGGCGGACGGCGUGCAGGACGACGCCGGGAACGUGACCCGGUUCGUGAUGCUGGCGCGGGAGCCCAUCAUCCCGCGGACGGACCGGCCGUUCAAGACGAGCAUCGUGCUGGCGCACGACCGGGAGGGCACCUCCGUGCUGUUCAAGGUGCUGUCGGCGUUCGCGUUCCGGGACAUCAGCCUGACCAAGAUCGAGAGCCGGCCGCACCGGCACCGGCCCAUCCGGCUGGUGGACGACGCCAACAUCGGCACCGCCAAGCACUUCGAGUACAUGUUCUACAUCGACUUCCAGGCGUCCAUGGCCGACGUGCGCGCCCAGAACGCGCUCGCCGAGAUCCAGGAGUUCACGUCCUUCCUCAGGGUGCUCGGCAGCUACCCCAUGGACAUGACGCCCUGGGACGCCGCGCCGUCGUCCUCCUCCUCCGAUCAACAGCAGCGCGGCUAGAUGAUAGCUAGCUCCAUGUUACUACAUUACUGUCAAUUCAAUCAAUAUGCGCAAGAGAUUCGUUGUUAAUCUAUCCCCCCCUUUGAUGCUCCGCUGCUCGCUACAAUUUUCCUCUGUUAAUUUUGCUCUCCCAGCCAUUGGGCCAAAUUCUUUGUGAACAAAUUCGUUGAGAAAAAUCAAUCAUUGGGCCAAAUUCUUUGUGAACAAAUUCGUUGAGAAAAAUGAAUGAAUGAAUCAAUCAUUGGUGCCA